Messenger RNA from Caenorhabditis angaria, 522 nucleotides. Lineage: Eukaryota; Metazoa; Nematoda; Chromadorea; Rhabditida; Rhabditidae. The record is from the annotation of a GenBank genome assembly.
AUGGGAUCUUCAACAUCUGCCGAUUUGAAGAAAAUUCUCAAUCCAUAUUUGGAACAAUACAAUAGAAGCACUGAAGCUGCAAAUGCUGAAGGUUGGUUGGAAAAAAUGAAUUUUCUGAAAAAAAUAAAAUGUUUUUAGAAUCGGUCAAGCUUCUUCAUCCUCAAGCGGUUUGCAUCGAAAGAAACAAAUCGGCGACUUUUGGAAAAGAAGGUAUAUAUUUUCUAUUAGAGACAAGGUGCUCACUUCUUUUCUCUACAUGAGUAACAAAAACUCACAUUCUCAAUUUCAGCACUUCUCAAAUUGUUCAAAGAAUGGUAUGAAUUCACCGGGCCUUAUAUUUUCGACAAAUAUGAUGAAAAAUACACAGCGGCUGGCGAUUCGAUGAUUAUUAUGGACACAAAAAUGCGACUUUUGAAAGUCAAAGACAAAUCGCAAAUUUUGAAAGGAGAAGUUAUGCAUAUUUGGAAAAAGGAAAACGAAAAAUGGUAUAUUUUUUAUGAACAAUUUCAUGUUAUUGAAUGA